AUGCCAAUUGAACUUAAAUAUAACAACUUAGGAGAUUCUGGGUUAAAAAUUGCUCCAGUGAUCGUCGGAUGCAUGACUUAUGGUAGUAAGGCUUUUGCUGAUUGGGUUAUGGAUGAUGAAGAAGAAAUUUUCAAAAUUUUAAAACAUGCCUAUGAUUCUGGAUUAAGAACAUUUGAUACUGCUGAUGUGUAUUCUAUGGGUAAAUCUGAAGAAAUUCUUGGUAAAUUUCUUAAGAAAUUUGAUAUCCCAAGAGAUAGAGUUGUUAUUUUAAGCAAAGUGUUUUUCCCUGUUGAUACUAAGACACCUGGGUUUAAUUUAGCUGAUCGUGAAAAGUUCCCAGCAAUAAACUAUGUUAAUUCUCAAGGGUUGUCAAGAAAGCAUAUUUUGGAUGCAGUUCAAGCUUCUGUUGAUAGAUUGGGUACUUAUAUUGAUGUAAUUCAGAUACAUAGAUUGGAUCUCACUACUCCAAAAAAGGAGAUAAUGAAAGCUUUAAAUGAUGUUGUUGACCAAGGACUUGCAAGAUACAUUGGGGCAUCCUCAAUGAAAGCCAUUGAAUUUGCUCAAUUACAGUUUGUUGCGGAACAAAACGGAUGGCAUAAGUUUAUUAGUAUGCAAAAUUAUCAUAAUUUGCUUUAUCGAGAAGAGGAAAGAGAAAUGAUUCCUUUUUGUCAAGAUAAUGUAAUUGGAAAAGUUGGAAUUAUUCCAUGGUCUCCAAUUGCCAGAGGAGUUUUGGCUAGACCAAUUACUGGAACCUCCAUUAAUUCUAGAGAUAAAACUGAUAAAACUUUCAAGAUGUUGGGUCUUGACGAAUUGAACAACGUUGACAAAGAGAUUGUGAAUAGAGUUGAAAAGGUUUCCAAAGAUAAUGGUGUCAGUAUGGCUGUUGUUGCAACUGCUUGGUCUAUUAGUAAAGGGCUUCAAUCCAAUUGUUGGUCCUUUCUUUCCGUUUGCACGUGUCGAUGA
This is a messenger RNA of Candida tropicalis MYA-3404, 963 nucleotides long. RefSeq names its product aldo-keto reductase superfamily protein (gene LPG20). The transcript has a single exon. Bases 1 to 963 code for a protein of 320 amino acids. NCBI's taxonomy places the organism in Eukaryota, Fungi, Ascomycota, Pichiomycetes, Serinales, Debaryomycetaceae. The record is from RefSeq and is a predicted model, not a curated record.